UUUGCCAAUUAUUUGUUUUAAUUAGUGUUUUCAAACUUUUAAAAUUUUUAUUCUAAGUUUUUUCUUUAUCUCAUUACAAUGGCUUUGGAUGCACAAUUUCAUGUUCUUGCGGUUGAUGAUAGCAUCAUUGAUCGAAAAUUGAUUGAAAGACUCCUCAAAUCAUCUUCAUUUGAAGUGACAGUGGUAGAUUCAGGCAAUAAAGCUCUGGAAUUUCUGGGUUUGCAAGAAGAGACUAACAAUGAUCAUCAUGAUAUUGAGAUUAAUUUGAUCAUAACUGAUUACUGCAUGCCUGGGAUUACUGGUUAUGAUCUGCUCAAGAAAAUCAAGGAAUCAAAAAAUCUGAAAGACAUUCCAGUGGUGAUCAUGUCUUCUGAGAAUAUUCCUGCAAGAAUUAACAGGUGUUUGGAAGAAGGAGCAGAAGAAUUUUUUCUAAAACCUGUUCAAUUAGCUGAUGUUGACAAACUUAAACCACAUAUCACAAGGUGCAAAUCUAAGGAACGUGACUACAACAUUAACAAGAGAAAGAGAAACGAUGAUUGUGUUUCUCCAAACAAGUCAAGGAUGAAAAUGACUAAUAAUGAUCAUGAAUUACCUUCUUUCGUUUUAAUAUGAAGCACUAUGUAGAUUAUCGAUCUCUACUUAUCUAUCAUAGUUUAGCUGUCACAUUACUAGUUUAUUACAUAUUCACCACGACAGUUGAUUUCGAACAAAGAAAUAACUUUUUACUUUGAAAAUAUAAAUCAUCUUUGGAUAGAUCUAAAUUGAUUAAUUUAUUUAAUUUUUCAUGUAAGGAAAUCUUUUAAUUAGGCUUUAAGCGAAAGAGAUAAAAUAUUAUGAGAUCUUUGGGUCGAUGAAGGCGUAAUUAGAUUGCGGCACAUACAUGUAAUACUUGUAUAGAGCUACUUAGCUGGAUCAAUGUACAAAUUACACAAUUCUUGCAAGCUUAAUG
Messenger RNA from Chenopodium quinoa (quinoa), 949 nucleotides. RefSeq names its product two-component response regulator ORR9-like. The transcript is spliced from 5 exons. Bases 79 to 612 code for a protein of 177 amino acids. The record is from RefSeq and is a predicted model, not a curated record. Gene Ontology annotation, biological process: cytokinin-activated signaling pathway; phosphorelay signal transduction system. NCBI's taxonomy places the organism in Eukaryota, Viridiplantae, Streptophyta, Magnoliopsida, Caryophyllales, Amaranthaceae.